AUGAUCACCAUCGACACCGCCUGCGUCGAGCUCUCGCGCUCCGGGAAUGCGGAGUUCUCCUCCCUACCACAGCCAAUACGAUACAUAGCGGGAAUCAACUCCGGUGUCUCGGUCCGCAACGCAGGCUUCGCGGCAGUGCCGGUCGAUAUGCUCCACCCGCCUUUCGUGUUCAUCCAAAUGGCGAUGAUGUUCAUCCAGGCGUAUCCCGUUGUGAUCAUUAUGCGGAAUACAAACCUUUACCUGGAGCGACAGCUUGGGGUGUACAAAGAAGACAUGACACAUACAGAUCUUUUGCGGAAAGACACACAUCCAAGUUGGACGCGGUUGCUAGCGAGACAUUUCAAGUGCGAGCUGGGAUACGUUUUUCUGCGGGCGCAGCUGAGGCAGUUGGUCGCCCGGGACGGCGCACUGGUCUUCUGUGCUACGCUGCUGAUCUGUAUUUUGGAGCUGUAUUUCCGCAAGGAUCCGGAACGGCCGGUCGACAUGCUGGAGUGUGUCAAGAUCACGUUCGAGGUCGUGUCGGCUUAUGGGAACGUCGGGUUGUCGUAUGGAUUGGUGGGGACGGUUGCUAGUCUAUGCGCAGGCUGGCACCCGUCGAGUUCACUGAUCCUAUGCAUUGUCAUGAUCAGAGGCAAGCAGCGAGGCCUGCUCGUCGCGCUCGAUCAUGCUCAACCUGACCCUAUAGGUGAUGUUGUGCAAUCGGCCGAGGGACAUUUCGAAGAAGUUGAAGCAAUGGAGAGGGAAAGACGGCAGUCGCAUGCAAACGUUAUGAAUGCGGAGGCAGAGGGCGAGACAGCUUAG
Molecule: messenger RNA, 801 nt
Organism: Fulvia fulva
Lineage: Eukaryota; Fungi; Ascomycota; Dothideomycetes; Mycosphaerellales; Mycosphaerellaceae
Product: Potassium transport protein 1
Exons: 2
Coding region: 1-801 (266 amino acids)
Biological process (GO): potassium ion import across plasma membrane; intracellular potassium ion homeostasis
Cellular component (GO): plasma membrane
Molecular function (GO): high-affinity potassium ion transmembrane transporter activity
Source: RefSeq, a predicted model, not a curated record